This is a messenger RNA of Striga hermonthica, 1539 nucleotides long. NCBI's taxonomy places the organism in Eukaryota, Viridiplantae, Streptophyta, Magnoliopsida, Lamiales, Orobanchaceae. The record is from the annotation of a GenBank genome assembly.
AUGAUGGUGAAGGCGAUGGGGUCGUUGCAUUCUGAAGAUUUUAUCGAAGAACAAUAUGGGUCUCUAGUAAAGCGCUCUCGAUUUAAUCAGUUCGGUUUUCAGCAGUUGAGCUCUGAUAGCCAUGCUGUUUCGGUCCCGCCCUCGCAGUAUAAUCCACUCGAUGAGCCAAGUCCUCUGGGUUUGAGGCUCAGAAAAAGUCCAUCAUUAUUGGAUUUGAUCCAGAUGAGACUCUCUCAGGGGGGUAAUGUUGGUAUUUCGGUGGCCCCGAGUGAAACUACGGAUUCUGAAAGCAAGAAAGAUGUAAAGGGAUUUUCUGCUCCUUCAAGUGCUGCUAAUGACAAGUUGAAGGCUUCGAAUUUUCCGGCUUUGCUGUUGAGAAUCGGCAGCUGGGAGUAUGUAUCGACAUACGAAGGUGAUCUGGUGGCCAAGUGUUAUUUUGCUAAGCAUAAACUUGUAUGGGAAGUUCUUGAACGUGGUCUCAAGAGCAAAAUAGAAAUCCAGUGGUCUGAUAUAAUGGCCCUGAAAGCCGAGUGUCCUGAUAAUAGUCCUGGCACUUUAACCAUCAUGCUAGCUCGUCGACCUACGUUUUUCCGUGAGACCAAUCCACAACCCAGAAAGCACACUCUGUGGCAAGCAACCACUGACUUUACUGAUGGACAGGCUAGCUUAAAUAAGGUACACUCUUUACAAUGCCCUCCGGGAGCGUUGAACAAGCAUUACGAGAAGCUUAUCCAGUGUGAUACUCGUCUUAGUACCUUGACCAGACAAACCGAAAUAGAUAUGGCCUCGUCAUACUUUGACCCUGAAGGAGUUUCCAUUGAAGAACAUUCUUCGGAAGAAUGCAAAGGUGCUGCUAAAGAAUCUCCUGUCCCUGCUUUCGAGGAUGCUGCUUCAGCAGCUGCUGCUCAGUUGUCUGCCUUCAAAUUCGAGCACGAACAUUUUCUCCCGAAAAAACUGCCUAAAGUUGCAUCACCUAGCUCAGUAGUAAUGGAUGCACAAGUGGUUAACGAGCGUGAUUAUGAAGGGCGCAAAAAUUCAGAAUCACUUAAAGUGCCCGGGCUACGGCCAUCGAUAUCAAUGAGCGACUUCAUGAACCAACUCGAAAAUCACAUUACCGAGCAGAUGACUUCUAGAAACUUGCCUUCGGCUAAAGCCUCGGAAUGCCAAGCAAUGCUCGAUAACAUUGCUCAAGAUCUUCUGAACGAUACUCAGUGCUUGACGGGACUUGACGAGCGAUCACUCAUGAAGAAGGUAAACUCGCUCUGCAACCUGCUUCAAGUUCAAGACCCUGCACGUGAAGCUGAAGUGCUCUGUGGGCCCGGCUCGGUAGAAAAUGACUGUUUUGCCCUCGUGAGUGAUUCUACGGAUGACACUGUGGAGACUACUUCCGAAGGGUCGGUCGAGGCGAGUCAUGCAAUGCCAAGAAGGGACUCGUUGGGGGAUUUGCUCGUGCAUCUGCCCCAGAUUGCUUCCCUUCCAAAAUUUCCAAACUUGUUGUUCGGGAUAGAUGAAGAUGAUGAGUACGACUGGCCGAACUAG